ACUGUAAGGGUUUUCUGCCCAGCACAACAGGUGGCUACUCUGAAUCAUGAAGAAAACACUAAAUUACAUUCUAUGUGCAUGUUAGAAAAGUCGAGAAUUAUAUAACUUUGUAAGAUUGCUAUGAAACCAAACCAUGUUUUUUAAACUUUUAAGAAAGCAUUCUAUCCAGCAGGACAUCAUGUGGGACACGUACUGGCAUACAGGAAUGUUACCUGGGGCACACAGGAAUGUUACCUGGGGCACAUCAGCCAGACAAGCCAGGCAGGCCGGAAGUUAGAACUUUCCUCCCGGGCAGGGAGGUCCCACUCCCUGGGUGGCUGGGGGCAGUGAAGACCCCAGGCUCUUACUCCGGGUGUGCACUUCCUCCCCAGCUCCCUGAGCUCCAGGAAGCUAUGCAGAAUGAUGUGUUGCUGGGAGCUUUUGGUGAGGAGAAGUGGCACAGACUCCUGUGCCGAGUGGGUGUGACCUGCAGGUGGGUGAGCAUCGCUGGUAGAGUGACGCUGGUGAGGGUCUCCGGCCAAGCCAGGGAGAGAAGCACACGGUGGGGUUGGGGGACCAGGAGGAAUUCCUGGGGGAUCGUUCUUGUAUUUAUUAGCUAGCUGGUACUUGUCAAUGUAAAAUUUGAAAAUCUGCUCUGUGACAAGUGUUGACCUGCAGUGAACUUCGGUGGUUUGGCCUGACGUCAUGUGUGUGCAGUGUUGAGUCCCAUCUGGAAAGGAGCUUUGAGAAUCAGGAAAACACUCGAAAGACCUGGUUUCUUAAGUGGGGGACCGAUUUGAAAAUUCUUUGCUUUUACACUUGUUAAAGGCCUCUGUAUGUGAUGGUGUGGACCCAGGGUCCCUUUGAACCAUGACCCGGUGUGUUGGGUCACCGUACUCCAGGAGACAUCUGAGUGCUGAGAAUCUUAGAAUUUCUGUGGAGGCUGGUGCUGUGGCCUAGAAGGUUAAGCUCCACCUGCAGUCCUGGCAUCCCAUUAUGGACGCUGGUUUGAGUCCUGGCUGCUCUGCUCCAGAUCCAGCUCCCUGCUGUUGUGCCUGGAGAAGCAGCAGAAGAUGGCUCAAGUAUUUGGGCCCCUGCACCUGCGUGGGAGGCUGAGAAGAAGCUCCUGGCUUUGUCCUCGCCCAGCCCCAGCCAUUGCAGCCAUUUGCGGGGGGACCGGUGGGUGGAAGAGCUCUUUGUCUCCUCUCUCGUAUUUCUGCCUUUCAAAUAAAUAAAUAAAUCUUCUAAAAAUUUUUUUCUGUUACAUCGGAUUUCUUCAAAAUAGAUUUGAUAUAGAACGAAAUAAGAGAAAUGGUAAAAUUAGAGUUAAGAUGGUUUUAGCUAGAGCAAAGUAAAUAAUUUAAAAUAGAUAUUUUAGGCUUAUUAAAUAUGAUUCUGAGAGUUGAAGGAAAGAAGAAAUUUUAAUUGUUUCAUCUGGUGAAAUAUUAUUGAUGUUUUUUUCAACUUUCAGGCCUUAGAGGAAUAAAUGCCCUCAUAGAGUUACCAGCUUAUAAAAAUAAUUUUUACUUAUUUUGAAUUUUUUUUGAAAGAGAGAGGCUGAAGACAGGAGCCUACAGCUGCUUCUGGGUCUCUGAAGAGGAUGGCAGAGGCCUGAGUGUCCGAGUCACCAUCUGUUGCCUCCUACGAUGCCUUAGUAGGAAGCUGGAUCAGAAGUAGAGUAGCCAGGCACUGCAGUAUGGGAAGCAGGCAUCCCAAGCAGCGGCUUAACCUGCUGCACCACAACGCCUGUCCCUUAGUAAUUGAAGGUAUGGUUUGUAAAGAGUGGUUAAUGGCUCAGGGAAGGUAGAGCUUUUAAAGCUUUUCUUUUUUUAAAGAUUUAUUUGUUUAUUUAAAAGGUGGAGUUAACAAAGAGGCAGAGAGAGAGAAAGAGAGAGAGGGAGAUAGAUAGAUAGAUAUCUUCCAUCUGCUGGUUCACUCCCCAAAUGGCUGCAACAGUCGGAGCUGGGCCGACCUGAGGCCAGGAACCAGGAGCUUUUUCCUGGACCUGGGCCAUCUUCCAUUGCUUUCCCAGGCCACACAGAGAGCUGGGUGAGGAGAGGAGCAGGCCAUAUGGGUAAGGGCACUGCAGACGGUGGCUUUACCUGCUAUGCCACAGCGCUGCUCCCUUACUUUUCAUACGUGUUAAUCACAUACACAGGUGGUGUGUGCUCAUGUGUGUGUGUGUGAAGUUGCCUUCCACACAGGGUGACUUCCCAACCAGAACCGCUCCCUGCUAUCUGAGAGUGCUGUUCCUCACGCUCCCCCGCUGACCUUUGUUUCUUCAGUGAGGUUUCUGGGGACAUGGGAAGGAUUCUUCAUGGAGUGUGGUGGUGACUGAUUUGCUAACAACCUUCCAAAUUUAUAUGUUGAAAAAUUUUCACCACCCCCCCCCCCCCCGCCAUGAGAGAGCAGAAUAUAAGGAGGUUUAUUCUGCUUUAAGGAGUUUAAGUAAAGGUUAGCAUCAAAUCAGUGUUUCCUUGUGGUACUUUUUGUUUUUCAGAUUUUUUUUUUAAUUUGAAAAUCUGAGUGACAGAGAAGAAGCAGGGAGAGACACAGAGAGGGAUCUUCUAUUCUGAAAUGGCUGCAUUGAUUGGGGUAGGGUCAGGCCAAAGCCAGGAGCCCAGAACUCCAUCCAGGGGCCCAAGCUUUGACCGUCAUCUGCUGUCUUCCCAGAUGCAUUAGGAGGGUGCUGGAUCAUGCGGAUCAGCCAGGACUCAAAUGCGUGCUCCUGUAUUGGGUACCUUGGGGUACUUUUUGUAUCCUCUCUAAGGUUGUAGUUGGUUAUGUAUGUGGUCUUUACUAAGCAGAACUCCCUGGGAGUCAGUUACCCUUUUUUAAAAUUUUUUAUUUUGUACUAUUCAGCCAAAGGCUAUAAUUUUUUUUUCCUUUUCCUUUUUAAUUUGAAAGGCAGAGAAAGAGGAGGUGUGUGUGUGUGUGUGUGUGUGUGUGUGUGAGAGAGAGAGAGAGAGAGAGAGAGACAGAGAGAGAGAGAGAGAGAGAGAUUGGUCUUACCUCUGCUGGUUCACACCCCACCCCCAAAUGGAUGGCUGCAACAGCCCGGGUGGAGCUUCUUCCAGGUCUCCCACGUGGGUGAAGGGGCCUGAGCACUGGGGCCAUCUUCUGAUGCUUUCCCAGGCACAUUAGCAGCGAGCUGGAUGGGAUUAACGGAGCUGGUACUUGGGAUGCUGACACUGCAGGUGGUGGCCUAACCUAUGCCACAGUGCUGGCCCAGUGGGUUACCCUUGUAAUUCACUACAGGUUAGUGAAAGUCUUAAGCACAGAAGGUAAACUAUGAAACUUUUAAAAGUCAAUAUAGGAUGAUAGCCAUAGGACUGGUAUGGGCAAGAGGUGCUUAAACAGAUCACAGAAAGUGCAGACCUUAAAGGAAAAGAUCAGCGUAUUUGACAUUGAUAUGGAUGACUGUGUUUAUUUAGAAAAACCAUCAAGAAUGUGAACAGAUAAGUCACAAAGAGUAGGUGGGUGCUGUUUGGUAUAUACAACAAUAAAAGAUUAGUAUUUAGAGGGGAAACCAAUCACAAAUUAGGAAGAAUAAGAAAGAGGACAGAUGAUCCCAAUGGACAUCUGACAGAAGAGGAAACUUGCAAAAAUGCUCAACUUCCUUUCAACCUGAAGCAGCCAACUUUAUAAAGAGAAAACAUUCAUUUAGCUCACGGUUUUGGAGGUCCAAGUCUGAGAUUGGGCAGCCCCAUUGGCUUGGUGUCUGGGGAGGGUGGUGGAUGUUGAUGGCAGAGGAAGGGUGCCCGGUGACCCAGAGAGCAGCAGAAAAUCUAGGCUCCGCUCUGCUUUUAUAACCAACUUUGUCUAGGGAACCAGCUUCUGGGGGCAUGACCUCUCUUCUUCCUGGCCCACCUCCUAAGCCACAUAGUUGGAUUAAGUUUCCUCUCUUAAUAACCAUUAACUUUUGACUUUGGGAUUUGAAUAGCUGCAUGCCUUUGGGAGCCAUAUUCUGUUCAAAAGGCAGUAGUUAGACAUGCCACUAUGGUGAGAUAUAAAGGAGAGCAGGUGGAUGACAAGCACAGAUUUAAGUUAUGGAUAGCUCUCCAAGAAGGGGAAAGGCAAUGGGGAAGGCAGACACAGCCCCGAAGGUAAUUGUUUUUCUUUAACUGAUCUGUGCUGAGGAUUUUGUUACAUUAUGCCUAACACUUUGCACAUAUUAAAUGUUUUUUGUAUCUAUGAAAUAUUUUUGUAACAUUUGUUUUUUAAGUUUGCAAUUCAUUCUACCCAGGGAUUGUUUAAUUUGUAUGAACAAGAUACGCUAGAGAUGAAGUAUGUUUUUGGAGGAGGGUGACUGAAGUUACUCUUCAACUGGCCGUCUUCUAGAUGCUGUCAGGAAUAGAGCCAACCAGAGGUACUGGGAUUAGAUGGUAAGGAUAGCUAACACUGAGCACUUACUCUGUGCCAGACACUGGCCAGAGCACAUUACAUGCUGGGUUUAUGCACCUGUAAGUAAACAAAGCUUGCCCCCCACAGUGACCCUGGGAGGGUGGGCGUUGUCACUGUCUCUGUGAAGGAAGUGGCACCUGGAUACAAGGUGCAGACACAGUCUGACUCACAGGGCUGCAGCAAGGAGACAAGCAUAGGCAAAAUUCUGAGAGAGCUGGAGGGACGAAAAACAAAAAGCCAAGACAGGAAUGGCAGUGUAGCAAAGACUGGUAUAAUGUAUAUUUGCUUCCUUUUUCCAGGUUGUGCUUUUUCUUAGUGGGUCUUUUUUUUUUAAAUAAUAAUUAAUUUGAAAAGCAAAGUUAUAGGGAAGGGGUGGAGGGAGAGACGCAAAGGGAAUAUGAAUGGAUGUGAGAAUAAGGAAUGUCUUGCUUUCUCUGGUUCACUCCCCACAUGCCUGCAACAGUUAGGGCUGGGAGCCAGGAGCCAGGAGCCAGGAACCAGGGGCAGGAACUCCACAAGGUCUCCUGUGUGGUGGCAGAGACCCAACUACUUGGGCCAUCAUCUGCUGCCCCUGUUUGCUUAUUAGGGAGCUGGAUUGCAAGCAUAAGUGGGGUUCAGCCAGACAGUUCAGUUUGGAUGCUGGAAUCCCAAGCAGCAGACUAACCUGCUGCAGCAUAACACCUGCCGCACUAGGUUUGCUUUUAAGCCAACACAGUCCUUUUGUCAUUCUAGCAGAUGACAGAUCCUCAAGGCAGAAAGAGUAGUUAAUUACCUUUUGAUUUUAGUUCUUGAAUAUUGAGUCUAAGUGAUAUCUGAAGAAUGCGUAUUUCCGUUCCUGAGAAAGUGGUAGUAUCUUGUUCUCACGUGUAGAGUCUAAAAAGUUACUAUCCUAGAAGUAGAGCAUAGAAGAGUGAUAACCAAAUCCUAGAAAGGAUGUGAGAGAGGGAGGGAUGGAGAGAGGGUUGGUUAACAGGUUAAGGUGCUGUUGGAUAGGAGGAAUAACUCCUGGUGUUAUAUAGCACAGUCAGGUAACCAUGGUUGACAACAGUUAGUUCUGUACUUCAAAGUGAUUAAUAAAAUUUUGAAUGUUCCCAACAGAAAUGAUAAGUGUUUGAUACAUGUUGCAUAUGUGUAUUGUAGUGUCUCAUCAUACCCCAUAAGUAUACACAGUUAAUGUGUCAAGUAAAAAUAAAAAACGUAAAUUAUAGUAUUCAGAUUUUGAAAAAAGAAGAGGUAGCAUUGUGUCAUAGGAUUUGGGAAAUCAUACUUAUUUGCUUAGGCACUUUGUCUUUUUUGGAAAUCAGUACUUGUCCAUUUUUUUCCUAACCUUUGACAAUUUUUUUUUUUUUGACAGGCAGAGUGGACAGAAAGAGAGGGACAGAGAGAAAGGGACAGAGAGAAAGGUCUUCUUUUCCGUUGGUUCACCCCCCAAUGGCCGCUGUGGCCAGCGUGCUAUGGCUGGCGCACCGCGCUGAUGGGAAGCCAGGAGCCAGGUGCUUCUCCUAGUCUCCCUUGGGGUGCAGGGCCCAAGCACUUGGGCCAUCCUCUACUGCACUCCCGGGCCACAGCAGAGAGCUGGCCUGGAAGAGGGGCAACCGGGACAGCAUCUGGUGCCCCGACUGGGACUAGAACCCUGUGUGCUGGCGCCGCAGGCGAAGUAUUAGCCUAUUGAGCUGUGGCGCCGGCUGACAAAUUUUUUUUUUAAGAUUUAUUUUUUAUUUAUUUGAAAGACAGAGUUACAGAGAGAGGUAGAGACACAGAGAGAGGUCGUCUAUCUGCUGGUCCGCUCCUCAGAUGGCCGCAACGGCUGGAGCUGCGCCAAUGCAAAGCCAGGAGCCAGGAGCUUCCUCUGGGUCUCCCAUGCGGGUGAAGGGGCCCAAGGAUACGGGCCAUCCUCCACUGCUUACCCAGGCCACAGCAGAAAACUGGAUUGGAAGUGGAGCAGCUGGGACUAGAAUCGGCGCCCAUAUGGGAUGCCAGCGCUUCAGGCCAGGGCAUUAACCCGUUGCGCCACAGCACUGGCACCAACAAUUUGUUUUCUCUUGCCAUAAUUUAUCUCAUAUAAUGGGGACUUUUUCUUAGAUAAACAUUGCUUAUGUUGUAACUUCAGCCAUUAUGGCGUUAUAGGCACCUCUUGAAAUUACCAAGUAUGGGAAAAUUAAAAAUGGUUCUAGAAGCUGCUGGUUAAAUUAUGUGUCCUUUGAAUCCAAAUAGCGCUACCAUUUUUGUUGGAUACUCAGAGUGCUAAAAUUUUCUGAACACGGGGAACUGUCAAGGACUUGUUAUUGUGUGAUGGUCGUGUUUUCUAGUGCAGUGAGCCCCUCACUAAGUGGAAGCCCUUCAGUAUGGGCUGUCUGCAUUUCAGAUCUGUGUAGAGAUUGUAGGAGAUCCCUUACAGUCACAUGUAGAACAUAGGAUUUUUAAAAGUAGAUUACAAAUUCUUCAGUUCUAGUUUCAACUACAUUUCACUAAAGCUAGAUCAUCUCAGUCUUAAUUCUCAGUGCUUUUCCAUGUAUUUGCUGUUUGCACUUCGCUCAUUUUUUUCUUACAUGUGCUUUCUUCUUCUAUGAAAAAAAAGUUUCAAAUAAAAAAAAAAUAAGGUAAUAAGAAUCCUAAAAGGGAAAACAUGUUGUCUAAUUAUCAAAUGUAACCAAAGUCCAGCAUACUUUUCAGUUAUUAAAUAUAACAGAAACCACAUUUUAAACCUAGACCAAGCAAUAACCUACUUCUUUGGAAGUGUACAAUUCACUUGUAAUUUCUGUUAAUUGUGGAUUAUGGAUCAGAAUUUGGUAUAUAGUUAUUGGAUCAGUUAUAAAAUGAAGAAUAGCAGUUGUAGGAGUGCAUGUUAAUUUAAGAUAUAAUUAUAAAGCCAUUAGAAUUUAAACUAAGGUGGUAAUGUACUUUUAAAAAUAGCGUAGAAAAUUUAUAUCAUUGAAGGAAGCGGAGUAGAAAUUAUAGCUUUCCAAAAAAUGAGAUCAGGUGGCUUUCAUUAGCAAUCUUCAGGGUUCAGAAUCUGGUUUCCCUGAUGAGCAGCAGUAGGAUUUCAAGAUGGCAGGCCAGGCAGAGUUUACUGAAGUGGCAUUCAGAGUAAUCUUGGCUAAUGAUGAUGUAGGCACGUCUUGGAAUUCCUGUGUGGUAGCCUAUAUAGGACAGUGCCUUUGUUUUCUGAUUCACUCUUCUCCCCCUCCCCACCCCGCCCCCCACGGCCAGUCCUCUCCCCCCACGCUUACAGCUGUGUGUCUGGGGAAGACACUGUAUGUGUACAUUGAAUAGUUGAGAGGGACUUCAGUCCGGUGGUCUCCAAAUCUGACACCUCAAUCACCUAGGGAACUGUAAAUGUAUAGAUUUUUGUCUUUGCCCCAGACUAUCUUAAUAAGAAUCUUUCCAUGGGUAAGACCUAGGCAUUCCUGUUUUUGAUGAUUAGCUAAAUUUGUAAGUAAUUGGUAUAAUCAAUGUCAGCAGACAAGAUUACAACAAAUUAAUUAUAAACAAAUUGUCUUUAUUUGGAUUCAUGAAUGGAGACAACUUUCAUUCUGAAAAAAGAAUGAGAGCUCCCAGUGGGUAAUAGCAGAAGGGGGGUUUGGUUUUGUAAGAGGGACAUUAGGAAGAAACUGGCUAACAUCUGGUAAUUGCAGGUUCCUUUUUGGUAAGGGCUGAGGCAUAGGGGACUUCCUUAUUAUGCUAACUCAGGUAUACUUGAAUCUCCUGUUUCCAGGAAAAACUGGGCAGUUUUCUUAAAGUUUCAGUUUGAUUAGGUAGCAUGUGACUGCCUUUUGGUCUGGAGUUCAGGAGCUCUGUUCAAAACAAUGAAUGGCCUCCCAUAAUUUAAAAUCCAUAAUUCCUUUGUUUUACAAAUACAGAAGUAAUGGCUGUAGGUGUGCUCUUGUUGCAUUUCAGAGAAAAGGUUUUUGUGAGAUUUUGCAGAUGCUAAAAGCCUUCAUUAAUGUCAGAAUAACAAGCAGUCUGAUAAUUUUUGGACUGGUGUGUGGCUGUGGUGGCUAGCUUUCUACCAGAAUCAGUUGUUCCCUCCCUCCCUCUCUUCUGUCCUUCCUUCCUUCCCUUCUGUCAAGAGUUACUUACUUAUUUGAGAGGCAGAGUUACAGAGAGAGGGAGAGACAGAGAGCUCUUCCACUCGCUGGUUCACUCACCAGAUAACUGCAGUAGCUGCAGUUGGGCUGAUCUAAAGCCAGGAGCCAUUAGCUUCUUCCAGGUCUCCCACUUGGGUGCAGAGGCCCAAGCACUUGGGCCAUAUUCCGCUGCUUUCCCAGGCCAUUAGCAAAGAGCUGGAUUGGAAGAGGAAAGGCAUAUGUGAUGUUGGCGCUGCAGGCGCCGACCCUGGAAUAAGCUGUUCUCUUCCAUUAGAUGUGGUCGCCCAACUCAAGGGUACGUUUUUUCAGCUUCCCUUGCAGCUCAGCCUAUGUAAGUGGAAGUGAUAGUUGCCUCUUUUGAGUCAAGGCUUUUAAGAAGGAAGGAAGCAGUGGCUGACGCUGUGGCAUAGCAGGUAAAGCCGCGGCCUGCAGUACCAGCAUCCCGUUUGGGUGCUGGUUCGAGUCUCUGAUGCUCCACUUCCGAUCCAGCUCUCUGCUAUGGCCUGGGAAAGCAGUGGAGGAUGGCCCAAGUCCUUGGGCCCCUGCACCCACGUGGGAGACCCGGAAGGAGCUCCUGGCUCCUGGCUUUGCAUUGGCGCAGCUCUAGCCGUUGUGGCCAAUUGAAGAGUGAACCAGCGGAUGAAAGACCUCUCUUUCUCUCUGCCUCUCCUUCUCUCUGUGUAACUCUGACUUUCAAUUAAAAUAGAUAUAUCUUUAAGGAAAAAAAAAAAAAAAGGAAAGAGUCAGCCACUUCUUCUGUUUGCUGGAGGCAGGGAUGAGGCAGGUCAAAGGCAGAGCUUCCAGAUGGAAGGAGCCAGGGUCUCUGAGUACUUGCUGACUGGGAACUCCUGCCUUGAAGUUUGUAAGAGUAAAACAGAAAUUUCUUUCGCAUUUAGGCCAUUUUGAAGUCAUUCCUUUAUAGCAGCUGUGAUAAGAAGGCUAUUAGAUUGAUUCUAGCCACUGUAUCCAGAUCCAAAAGAAAUGGCAGGCCUGCAGAAAAUUAGUAUUCUACAGUUUUUGUUCUCCACAUAUAAAAUUUCUUUUAUUUACUUUUCAGAGUAUAGGAGAGUAAUAUUAUUGAGUUAGAACAUUUUAUUAGACUAAUAUAGGGGUAUUCUCGUGUGAAAAUAAGUGAAUGGAGGGACCAGUGCUGUGGCGUAGCAGGCGAAGCCACUGCCUGGGGUGUCGGCAUCCCAUAUGGGCACUGGUUUGAGUCUUGGCUGCUCUACUUCCUAUGCAGCUCCCUGCUUAUGUGCCUGGGAAAAGAGUGGAAGAUGGCCCAAGUGGUCCCUAUACCACAUGGGAGACCUAUAAGAAGCUCCUGGCUUCGUACUGGCCCAACUCUGGCUGUUGUAGCCAUUUGGGGAGUGAGCCAGUGGAUGGAAAAUCUUUUUGCCUCCCUCCCCCCUUAAUUCUGCCUUUCAAAUAAAUAAAUCUUUUUUUUUCUUUUAUUUGACAGGUAGACUUAUAGACAGUGAGAGAGACAGAGAGAAAGGUCUUCCUUCCUUCCGUUGGUUCACCCCCCCAAAUGGCCGCUACGGCCGGAACUGCGCCGAUCCGAAGCCAGGAGCCAGGUGCUUCCUCCUGGUCUCCCAUGGGGGUGCAGGGGCCCAAGCACUUGGGCCAUCCUCCACUGCCCUCCCGGGCCACAGCAGAGAGCUGAACUGGAAGAGGAGCAACCGGGACUAGAACCUGCGCCUAUAUGGGAUGCUGGCACUGCAGGCAGAGGAUUAACCAAGUGAGCCAUGGUGCCAGCCCCUAAAUAAGUCUUUUUUUAAAAAAAUAAGUAGAUGGAAAAAUGUGAUGCCAGCCAUGAACGGUGGCCAACAAUGAGGGAUGUACUGAAUUACAGAAUACUCUUGUUUAUUAAUGAAUUUAGAGCUGAGAAUUCUUUAUUUUUCUUGACUGCUUUGAAUGUAUAUAGUUUAAAAAUGUGGUGUAAUAUGGUUUUUCAAACUUUAGCCUAUUGCUUAUUACCUCCCUGUUUUGCUGCAUUUUAUACAUCUGAAAUAAUAAUUAAAAAAACCAACACAUUUAUUUGAAAGGCAGAGAAACAGACAGCCCCUCUGGGAGAAUCACUGGGUUCCCAGCGUCCAUUGUUGCCUUCAGCCUUUUUCCCAGCUAUGAGCCAGAAGCUACCUGGGCCCUCAGCAUGUCCCAAUGACCAGAUGGCAUAACAGAAGUUUUCAGCCAAUCUGGGUGCCUGCUUUGGGAGGCCCCCGCUGCAUGGCCCAGAUACCUUUAGGAUACUCAGGUUUGGCCAGUGGUGCACUUAGAACCUUGUCCACCAAAAUCUCCCCAAGAGAUCUUUCUGAGUUUAGGAAAGGUGUUUGUUACUGCUAUUUGUAGUGCAGAAUUUGUCUAAAUGUUGAAAGCCUUUAACAGAGUUCAAGUGCCUGGAGUAUGGAAGGUGAGACAUAGAGGAGAGUCAUGAUGGAGCCAUUCCAGUGAGUCUUGCUGUGCCAUCUUGCAUCCUUUGACUUGGGACAGGAGGAAGUUUUAUCUUUUGUAGGUGGCCCCUUAACCAGUCUUUUUUUUUUUUUUUUGGACAGGCAGAGUGGACAGUGAGAGAGAGACAGAAAGAGAGGUCUUCCUUUUGCCGUUGGUUCACCCUCCAAUGGCCACCACAGCUGGCGCGCUGCGGCCAGCUCACCGCGCUGAUCUGAAGGCAGGAGCCAGGUGCUUCUCCUGGUCUCCCAAUGGGGUGCAGGGCCCAAGCACCUGGGCCAUCCUCCACUGCCUUCCAGGGCCACAGCAGAGAGCUGGCCUGGAAGAGGGGCAACCGGGACAGAAUCCGGCCCCAACUGGGACUAGAACCUGGUGUGCCGGUGCCGCUAGGUGGAGGAUUAGCCUAUUGAGCCGCGGCACUGGCCCCCUUAACCAGUCUUGCCAGUUAACAGGAAAAAUUCUACUGUGCCUUCAAGUACGACAUUCUUUUUACAUCUUUGUUUUCCAGGGCUCUGUGUAGGGCUGGUGUGUGAAGCACAGUGGACAGGAGUUGGUAGGAAGUUUGCAACAGUUAUUUUAUUGAUUUUUUUAAAAAUUAAACUUUAUUUUUAAUUAAUUAUUUUAAUUAAAGGGACAUAGAGCUCUCAUCUGCUGGUCCAUUCCCCAAGUGACUGCAAUGGCCUGGACCAGAGGCAGGAGCUGGGAAUGCAGUCCAGUUCUCCAAAGUGGGUAGGAGGAGCCCAGUUUCUUGAGCCAUCACUGCUGCUUCUCAGGGUCUGCUUUAGUGGGAAGCCAUAAUCAGGAGCCAAGGCUGGGACUUGAACCUACGUACUCUCACACAGAAUAUGGACAUCUAACUGCCAGGUCAAAUAUCCAGCAUGAUGCAUGAGCCCCCUUGCCCCUGCCAAGUUAUUUUGAGACACAGCUGCAAUAGGAAGGAUAUCAUUAAUCUGAAAUCCCACCACCUUUUUCUUUACUACUCUUACCUGCUUUUACUUAUCCUGCCUGCAGGUAUAGGGUAUUAAUUAAUUAAAAAAAUACAAGCUAUGGGUAAAGGCAGUCAGGAGAAGAAACAGGGCCCUCAGUUGAAGGUAAAGCUUUCUAGAUUCCUGGAAGUCUUCUUGGGACUAAUAACUAUUAUGUGGAGUAAGGAUCAUGUCAGGUUUAAUAAAACCUUUGUCAUUUUUAGUGAACUGUAUAUUUUCUUGACCUUCCGACAGUUGCUAAAGACAUGGCAGAAGUCUUUGUAAGCCAGUGAUUUUACAUUUAUUGAAAAAUGUGAAAAUAAAACUAGAAAAGCUUUUUAGAACACCUGUCUGAUCUUUGUCCUGGCUCAACUAGUGUUACGUCCUGUUUGCUUUGACAUUUCUUCUUACUCUCUCACAUAUGGUUUCCUCACAUGUACACUUGCACACACACACACCAGCUUUCCUUUUGUUUUUGAAGCUUUUGAGAAUAAAUUAAAUACAUUAUGACCCUUUAUUCAUGAACACUUUGUAUCUUAUAAGAAUAGGGACAUUUUCUUUUAUAACCGUAGUACCAUUACUAGUUUUAUAAAUUUACAUUAGUACUUUUGCCAGUUCGUCUGAAAUAACCUUAAUAUAAUGUUCCCCUGACUGCACAGGAUCCAGGCCAGGACAGGUAUUACAUUUAAGUGUCAUACCUCUUGUAGCUUCAUUCGUGUGGGAUAUUUUGUAGCCUUUUUUUUUUUUUUUUUGGAUGAGGUUGACAUAUUUGAAGAAUGCAUUUCUCCCCACCACUUUUUUCUCCUUUAAAUAAAACGAUACUGCUGUUAUGUUUGUCUGCUGGUAGCCCUUGAUGAACUGGUGGUUUUGCCAUCUCAUCUGCAGUGAUGCAUAGAUGACACAUUGUCCUCAGGUUGUCACAUCUUAGGGGCAUACUGUAGCUGUCUGCCCUUCGUUGGGGAUGUUGAGUUUUGACAGCCAUGCAAGGUAUUUGUAAUUCUAGCAUAGUUAGCACGUUGUUUUUCUUCCCUUGAAACCAGUAAGUUCCUUGAGGGGUGGCACUUGAACAUCUUGCCGGCAUUCUGCCCCAUAUCAUAAUUACCCCCUGAGACAGCGUCUGUUGAUGAUUCCUGCUUAGUACACUUUUUGCUGAUGAUUUCCUGUCCUCGGUACUCCCAACAUAUUUAUCAGUUGGCUCUCAUCAUUCUACUAUAAAUAUAUAUUUUGCCUACCCUUCUCCCUCCCUCUCUCCAUCCAUCCAUCUGUUCAUCAUUCAAGUCAUUGAAAUGGGUGUAUUCACUCUGACUUUUAACAGUUUAACGGUACUGAGUAUUUUGACAUUCAGAUUGUACCAGAGUUGACUGUUGAGAGCCCCUUCAAGCUGGCUCCUGUGUCAUUGUGACAUCUUUUUUUUUUUUUUUUAAAAGCGUUCCCUACUCAUCUUUUAUUACCUUGCUCCAGUCACGAUGAACAGUUUCUUGAGCCCCGUUUCCUUUUAGUGGAGAGUGGCAUGGAAGACGGAGAUCCAGAGGAAGCUUGGUGGUGCUGCUCUUUGUCUCUGCAUCCUCUCAUUCCUGAGUUUUCCAGGCGAGGUUCAGUGAGCCACUGGUAAGGUGCUUGGUGUUCCUGGGUGUCUGACUAGAAUUAAGGCCCCAGACAUUUAGUCACCCUGUGGCUGUGUGUGGUUUCAGCUUGGUGUUUAGCUCAAUAAACACAGUCAUAAGUAUAUUUCUAUCUAAAAGCUUUCUCUUUUUUUUCUUGAGAGUUAUCAGUUUCCAUUAUUUCGAUGUUGUGUAGAAAAUUUUUUAAAGCUUCCCAUUCACUGUCCCCUCCCAAAGCAGUGUAUUUUGAAAGUAUAGAAAAGUGCCAGGAAGAGGGAAGUAAGAUUACCUGUAGUUUCCCCACCUAGAGGGGAAAAAAAGAAAUAAAGAACUGUUAACCUUGUUAUAUAAAUGGACCUGGGUAGAACUAUAUUUUAAAAUUUUAACACUGAAGUUUUCCUCCUUUUUAAAUAUACUCUCAGCACUCAGAUCUUUGGAAGCUAAUAAUUCCUAUCCCAAAUGUCUUGAGACUUAGUAGUUUUAUAUCAUGUGUUAGCUUAUUGACAUUUGGAAUUACAGUGUUUUCAGAUUUCUUCUAAAAUUAGUAGUUUCAGUCUUUUUUUCCCUGACGUCCUUUGAUUAGCCUUUGUAUUCCAUCUCUUCUCAGUAGACCUGAUGAAUCUAAGCAAGAACUAUGGAACAUGUCUAGCUUUUUAUUCUUCUUUUUAAAGUUAUAUUUUUCUCAUAUUUACAUUUUGGAAAUACCCAUUUUCUUCCAAUUUUUCCCUGCUGGACAGAAAAACAAGUCCAUUAAUAAGAAGACAGUUUUUCACUUUUUCAGUGUUCAGCAGUAACUCCUUGAUAUUCAUGAGGGGUUUUCUCAUUGCAUUUAUGAACCAUAGUCUUUUCUUCUUGCUUCAUGCACAAUGACAAUAGAAGCUCCGAAAAGUUCCAAGUUGCCCCAUGUCCUACAGCUUACUAUUGGCAGAAUGGGGAUGAAAGCAAAGGCUCUCUGUAGCUUUAUGCUUUUUUUCACAAUGUGUAAAAUUUUAGUGUAAAUAUAUUAGGUUUCUUUAAUUUUAUUCUUUUAAUUCUCUGUGCUUUCCUCAGCGUUCAUGUUAUAUGCUUCAUUCUCUUGGCUUUGGAAGAAGAUGAAAGGAAAAUUUAGGGAACACGUACUAACUUUGAUCGUGGAAUGCCUUUUUCAUGGCUGCAUCAUAAAUUCUUGAAAAUAAAGGGUCUAAUGGAAACACUUAAUGAGCGAGGAGGGGCUCUAUCAUAUGUAACCUUCCCCCUGUUUUUAGUGAAUAGACCGUUUAAACUAAAUUAAGUAAAGGAUAUAAAUUCUGUUGUUUCAGUUUUAAUAUUUCAUGACUGAUUUUAUAGAUGAAAUUAUAUUUUACAAUAAAUAGGAAGAAGAAUUUAUACAGCCUGUUCUAUUUGAUGUGAAACAGCAAACCCCAUUUCUCUGUAGCUGUAAAGAAAAUUCAUUCUCAUGUCUUUAGUUGUAAGAGAUGGUUUCAUUGUGAUUAGUUACAUUGAUAAUAAAACAACCUUUUCCAAGUGGCAUAAGAUACAAAUGAUUGUAGGUGUCUGCUUUUAAUGACAUUGAAGUUUUAAAUUUUUUAUCUUACUCAUAGGACUAUCAUUCCUUCCUUUUGUUCUUUUUCUUCUGUUCUAGUAAGAAUAUUCUUUCGUUAAAAAACAAAACAAAACAAGAGUUAGAUGGAAAUGCUAACAAAGCAUUGAAUUUUCAAAAUAGUUUUUCAAAGGAGAUAUACAAUUUUAACUUAUUUGUGUAAAAUCUGACUACAAAAGAUGUAUUUGUCAGAGAUGGUUUAUUUAAUGCUGUCAUAAAAUUAAUUUUUAAAAAUUUUUUUACUUGACAGGUGGGGUUAGACAGAGAGAGAAAGACAGAGAGAAAAGUCUUCCUUCUGUUGGUUUACCCUCCCAAAUGGCCGCUCCGGCCAGUGUGCUGUGUCGAUCUGAAGCCAGGAGCCAGGUGCUUCUUCCUGGUCUCCCAUGCAGGUGCAGGGCCCAAGUACUUGGGCCAUCCUCUGCUGCCCUCCUGGGCCACAGCAGAGAGCUGGACUGGAAGAGGACAACUGGAACAGAAUCACUCCCCAGAUGGCUGAAAUGACUGGAGCUGAGCAGAUCUGAAGCCAGGAGCCCGGAGCUUCUUCCAGGUCUCCCAUAUUAUGUGUGUCAAGUGAGCCACCUGCGACACAAGGAACAUCUUCAGCACUUUGUUAAUAAUGGAUUCUGAGAAUAAACUUGAGAACGAUGAGGGUGAAAAUGUAAACAGAGAAGCAGAAGACUUGAGAAACAGUCCAUCCCCAAAGGAAGACUGUGGGCUCGUUUCUGAUCAGAGAGCAACUUCCUCUGGGAAUUUCACAAGCAAGAGAGGUUUUCCAGAAUCUUCCCACUUGGACAGUGUCAUCGUGGAGGAAGGCGGACAUGGGCGUGCUUCCAAAAGAAUGAAAUUAGAGGAGGCAGAACCCCUUAUGUCUGGAGAGCAGGGCACUCCUGUGGUAGAGGCUGCCGAGCGCACGGUCCCCGACGUGGGUGUCCCUCCAGCCGGGAUGGCGCAGGAGCCCCUCCUGAAUGCCUGUGCAGAGGGAGGCGGGAGUCUUCCCGGUGCCUUUUCCUCUGGUGAUUUAAGCGCUGUGGAUGCCGUUUCUCUAAAAACAGAUGCUGAAAAAAAGCCUGUGCAGGAGAUGGUUUCCCUGGAUGCGGAAAGAGAAUCCCCUUCUCCCCUGAAAGAAGUGAGUGUUGGUUGUGCUGUUGUAGCUGUAGACAGAGUCACCAAGUGCAGCAGAUGUGGCCGUUUGUUCUCCUCUCUUUCUGAUUUGGAAAAACAUGCUGACUGUCUCAGACCAGCGUCUAAGGAACAUACCUGCUGCCAGUGUAGCCACCAAGCGGACAGCAGCUCUGCUGUGCACCUGCACUCCAGACACACACAUGGGCCCCAGAAGGUCUUUUCCUGUGAUCUUUGUGGCUUUCACUGCGUGGAGGAAAACCUGCUGAGUGCACAUUAUCUUGGCAAGACACAUCUCCGGCGCCAGAACCUUGCUGCUCGUGGAGGCUUUGUGCAGAUUUUAACAAAACAGCCGUUUCCUAAGAAAACGUGUACCAUGGGGACAAAGACUGUUCGAGCAAAACCAAGAGCUUCUAAACCAAUGACAAAGAGUAGCGAUUCAAAAGGGUUCCGGAAUGUUGCGAGCAAGUUUAAAGAUUUCAGAGGAAACGUUUCUAAGCAGAGUGGCAGCGGUAGCGAGCUCCUUGUUGAAAUGAUGCCCUCCAGAAACACUUUGUCAGACAAAGUAGAGGUCGUCGAAGGAAACAUGACUUCCCUUGGUAUAACUCGAAAUCCUGAAAACCAGGGCAAGAAACUAGGAGGCUUAGUAACCUCAGAGAGUCUCUUAGGUAAAUUGGAAUCUACCAAAAACACUCUGCAGGCAGCACAUAAUAUCAGUGCAGCCUCAAGGCCAAGACCCGACCGGAAUGUUCUAGUGCUAGGUAGCAGCUUUCGAAGACGCAGUGGCACUUUCAGCUUGAAGGGUCAGGCAAAGAAAAGGUUUAAUCUCUUAGGAAUUAGUAAAAGAGGUGCAAGUGAGACUCAGAGGAUGUAUGCAAGACACUUUAAGACACAGACGAAAACAAGUGAUGCAGAGUCAGUGCUCAAGCAUGUGGAUGUGAGCGACAGUGUCCAGAACCUGUGUGUGACUACCUCAACCCCCCAGGAACUGACACAGGACAAGAGGGACUCCCCUCUCUUGGGCCCCGUGCAGCUGGACUCCCUGACAGUGAGACCGGCCUCUGACUGUCAUGGGUCUACUUGUGCAAACAGGACAGACUUGGGAAUCCAUGUGAAAAGGUGCCACGCCAGAGAGACAAAAUUCUGCUGCCAGGCUUGUGACUUUUCCAGUGUGUCGAGGAGGGACUUCGAUGAGCAUUUGCACAAGAGCCAGCAUCAGCAAACUGCUUCUGUCCUCAGUUGUCAGUGUUGUUCAUUUGUUUCCUCGGCUGGAGUAAAUCUCAGAGACCACAUGAAGGAGAAGCACAGCAUGAGUGUUUUUUGUACCCCUUGUAAUCUGUUCUUCUUGUCCGAGAAAGACUUGGAAGAACACAAAGCAACUGAGAAACAUAUGAGUUUGUUGGUUCAACGAAAGACUUCUCAGUCAUUCAACAAUGAUAUGGUUUUACAGACUUUACCGUUAAGUACAUUAGAAUCAGAAAACACAAAAGAGCGUUUGAAUGAGUCAGGAAAAGCAGCUCAGGAAGAACCUGUCAAAUCCAGGGUAAGCCAUGGAAAUGAAGUUAGGCAUUCGAGUAAGCCUCAGUUUCAGUGUAAGAAGUGUUUUUAUAAAACCAGAUCGUCCACUGUUCUCACAAGACACAUUAAACUUCGGCAUGGUCAGGACUAUCACUUUCUUUGUAAAGCGUGUAAUCUUUACUCCUUGAGCAAAGAGGGAAUGGAGAAGCACAUUAAACGAAGCAAGCAUCUUGAAAAUGCUAAGAAAAAUAAUAUUGGCUUAAGCUUUGAAGAAUGUAUUGAAAGGAUAUGUAUAGGCGCGAAUGACAGAAAAGAAGAGUUUAGUGUUUCUGGAAACGGGAGGACUGAAGGCCACGUGGGUGUGCCGUCACAGGAACACCCGCCUCUUGAGAAGGGCACGCUGACCCCUAGGGAGCUCUCGCAGCCCAGUGUCAUCACCAAAGACGACGAGUUCACUUUGACCUCUACUCCAAAGAGAGGGAGACCCAGAGGUCAUGUCUCGAGGACAUGCACACACUGUGGUCUUUUGGCCUCUAGUAUUACCAAUUUGACUGUCCACAUUAGACGAAAGCACAGUCACCAGUAUAGUUACUUAUGCAAAGUGUGUAAGUAUUACACUGUCACUAAGGGAGAUAUGGAACGUCAUUGUGCCACUAAGAAGCACAAAGGACGAGUAGAAAUAGAAGCCAAUGGAAAGCAAAGUUCAGAUAUCAUCGUUGGCCCUGAAGGGGGUCAUCUUGAACCCUGCAAAAAGAACACCACUUCAGCAGUGACGACUUCAGAUGAGCAGGCUAGUAAGUCAGCUGAGGCAGAGAACUCUGCUUUAGAAAAGCCAGGAGAUCAUGGAAAUGCAAAUGAAGUCGAAGUUGAAAGUGAAUUUCAUUCUUUAGAUGGGGAAGCUAUUGACAAGAAGGGACAAAUAUCUUUAGAGCCAGAAGACUCUCUCCAUCAAGGGGAUGUUACAGGUACGAGUGAUAACAAAUGUCUACACUGUGAGUUCAGUGCUCACUCUUCGGCUUCUCUCGAGUUGCACGUAAAACGGAAACAUACAAAAGAGUUUGAGUUCUAUUGCAUGGCGUGUGAUUACUAUGCAGUAACUCGUAGAGAGAUGACAAGGCACGCAGCCACCGAGAAGCACAAGAUGAAGAGGCAGUCCUACCUCAGCGCUUCUCAUGUGGACGCGGGUUCUGCAGAAGUGUCCAGAAAUAUCCCCGUGCCAGAAGAGGAGCCUCGGCAAAACGCUGAGGAGUUUCAGUUAAUCUCACGUCAGUCAUCUGAUGCGCUGAAAUCCGGAAGUGGAGCAGGUGGCCCUGUUUCAGAUGAGCGUGCGGACUCAGACAUGUCUAAAGUGCUCUGUGCUCCUGACUCUGUGGAAACCGAGGCUGGGGAAGAGUCCACGUUCAGUGAAGACCAUUCCUUUUGUCAGGCUUUCCAGCAGCCCCUUGACGGGAGUAAAGUGGUGAAACCUGAGGAGAUGGUUUCCCUUAAUAUUUCUUCCAAUUUUGAUUCCCCAAGCAGAUUUCAAGAUGAAAAUUCAGGAAGUUCUGUUUUGAAUUGUGAGACAGCAAAGAAAAAGCAUGAAAUGCUGAAUGAUAUUGCUGAUGCCAGUAUGCAUUGUGAAGUUGGUGGUGGAAGCACGGGAGAUAGUGGAGGCCAAGUCCUGCCCAAACACCUGAGUCCUGGGGUUCUGGAUGGGGCGCACGCAGCUGAGAGCCCUGCCCCUGUUGUGACGAGUGUUACAAGAGAGCAGCCUACGCUGGACAGCAGUGGCCGAGACACGGUUGGGUGUGCACAUAGUUUGGAGGAUUUGAAAGGUGUACAAGAAAAUCCUGUUCUGGAGAAUAAGGGAAUUCUGAUGAAUUCCCAGCAUGAAACUGAAAUUGUUUUGGAAGAAGACGGCCCUGCUUCUGAUGGCACGGUUGAAAGUAGUGAUGUUUAUGAAACUGUAAUCAGUAUUGAUGAUAAAGGGCAGGCCUUGUGCAGUUUUGGCCGGUUUGAUUCUUCCAUAGUACGAAUAAAGAACCCUGAAGAUGGUGAGUUGAUCGAGCAGUCUGAGGAGGGUCUGGUAGCAGCAGGGGUGAGGAUCAGCGAGCUGCCCUUGAAAGACUGUGCUCAGGGCCUGAAAAGGAAGAAGCCUGAAGGCAGUUCCUUUGGCGAGUCCACACGGAUUCGUUGCGAUGACUGCGGCUUCUUAGCAGAUGGACUGAGUGGACUAAAUGUCCACAUAGCCAUGAAGCACCCUACAAAAGAGAAGCACUUCCAUUGUUUGCUGUGUGGAAAGUCAUUCUACACAGAAAGCAACCUUCAUCAGCAUUUGGCUAGUGCUGGUCAUAUGAGAAAUGAACAGGCUAGUGUUGAAGAGCUCCCGGAGGGAGGGGCCACCUUUAAAUGUGUCAAGUGUACAGAGCCCUUUGAUUCCGAACAGAAUUUAUUUCUACAUAUCAAAGGACAGCAUGAGGAAUUGCUACGGGAAGUGAAUAAGUAUAUUGUGGAAGACACUGAGCAGAUCAACCGUGAGAGAGAGGAAAACCAGGGGAAUGUUUGCAAGUAUUGUGGGAAGAUGUGUCGAAGUAGCAAUUCAAUGGCAUUCCUGGCACAUAUUCGCACCCAUACAGGAUCGAAACCGUUCAAGUGCAAGAUAUGCCAUUUUGCAACAGCUCAGCUUGGAGAUGCCAGAAACCACGUGAAGAGGCACCUAGGGAUGAGGGAAUACAAGUGUCACAUCUGUGGGGUUGCAUUUGUAAUGAAGAAGCAUUUAAAUACGCAUCUACUAGGCAAACAUGGAGUUGGCACCCCAAAAGAAAGGAAAUUUACAUGCCACUUAUGUGAUAGGAGCUUCACAGAGAAGUGGGCCCUGAACAACCACAUGAAGCUCCACACAGGAGAAAAGCCGUUUAAGUGCAGCUGGCCCACGUGCCACUACUCAUUCCUCACCGCCUCGGCCAUGAAAGACCACUACAGGACGCACACAGGCGAGAAGUCGUUUCUAUGUGACCUCUGCGGCUUUGCCGGUGGGACCCGGCACGCCCUCACCAAGCACCGCCGGCAGCACACAGGAGAAAAACCUUUCAAAUGUGAUGAGUGUAACUUUGCUUCCACAACCCAGUCCCAUUUGACUCGACAUAAGCGUGUGCACACUGGAGAAAAGCCGUACAGAUGCCCCUGGUGUGACUACAGGUCAAACUGUGCUGAAAACAUCCGCAAGCACAUUUUACACACUGGCAAGCAUGAAGGGGUCAAGAUGUACAACUGCCCCAAAUGCGACUACGGCACCAAUGUCCCUGUGGAAUUCCGAAACCACUUGAAGGAGCAGCAUCCUGAUAUCGAAAACCCUGAUCUCGCCUACCUGCAUGCUGGCAUUGUUUCCAAGUCCUACGAGUGCCGCCUGAAGGGACAGGGAGCCACCUUCGUGGAGACGGACAGUCCGUUCACGGCAGCCACCCUGGCAGAGGAGUCGCCCGUCAAAGAGAAGUCCCUGCGGAGCAGCAAGAGGCAGGCCCCGCCUCCCGAGCAGGUGCAGCAGGUCAUCAUCAUCCAGGGCUAUGACGGGGACUUCGCCCUGGACGCCUCUGUGGAGGAGACGGCCGCGGCCACCCUGCAGACCCUGGCGAUGGCCGGCCAGGUGGCCAGGGUGGUGCACAUCACGGAGGACGGGCAGCUCAUUGCCACGAGUCAGAACGCAGCCCACGUUGGCAGCGUGGUGCCCGGGCCCAUCCUCCCCGAGCAGCUGGCCGAGGGAGCCACGCAGGUGGUGGUCGUGGGGGGCUCGAUGGAGGGCCGCGGUGUGGAGGAGGCCCUGGGCCCCGGAGGGGCUGUGAUCCAGCAGGUCACCAAGCAGGAGGUCUUCAGUCUGUCCGAGGCCGGGACGCCCGACGCCGCCUCUGCCUUGGAUGCUUUGCUCUGCGCCGUCACCGAGCUGGGGGAGGCGGAGGGCAGGGCAGGGAGCGAGGAGGAGCGGGGCCGGCCGGGCCACAAGGACGUGCUCAUCCAGCUGCCCUGCCAGGACGCGUCGCACGCGGCCGCCGCCGAGCCCGAGGGCCCCGAGAUCCAGGUGUUCCCAGACGGCCAGGAGAGCCCGGGGGCCCUGGAGGUGCGCACCCAGGUGGCCCGCGCCUCCGCCCUCGUCGCGUCUCCAGAGCGAGCACAGGUGGCCUUCAAGAAGAUGGUGCAGGGCGUCCUGCAGUUCGCCGUGUGUGACUCGGCUGCGGCCGGCCAGCUCAUCAAGGACGGCGUCACCCAGGUCAUCGUGAACGAGGAGGGCGCCGUGCACAUGGUGGCCGGGGAGGGCUCCCAGAUCCUCAUGCAGGAGCCCGAGGCCCACGGCCUGAGGGUGCCGGGCGAGCACGUGGACCUGGUGGAGUCUGACGGGGAGAUCUCGCAGAUCAUUGUCACGGAGGAGCUGGUGCAGGCCAUGGUGGGCGAGUCCGCCGGCGGCUUCCCCGGGGGCGCCACCCACUACAUCGUCACGGAGCUGCCCCCGGGGGCGCAGGAGGACGCGGGCGUGUUCUCCCACACCGUGAUCGAGACGGCCGGCCCCCAGGAGCUCCUGCAGGCCGAGGCCGUGGCCCCGGGCGGGGCGGAACAGCUGACCAGCAUGGUCAUUUACACCCAGGACGGCUCCCCCGCGGCCACGGUGAUUCAGAGCCACAGAGAAAGCAGCGAGCUCCAUGAAGCCUGAGCGUGGGCGCCGGGCCCGACUCCACCCAGGGGUGCAGGAGAGGCCCAGCGAGAGCCGCGAGCGCGCCGGGGCAGUGGGCCGGGCCGGGCCCGGGCGGCCUUCCUGGCUGCAGCUCGCUGGCCUGGCUUUCACGCCCUCCAGUGUUCCCCGUUCAGUCCCUGCAGGACGGUGGCCCACGGCAGUCAGCUACGGAACAGGCCUCCUGCGGCGUGGGGCUACUGCCCCGGCGGUCAGCGCGCAGCUGGCUUUAACGUUUUGUUGUCAAUUGGUUGAAAGUUGCAGCUGCGAUUAUUACCGUCUGGAAGCAGUCCACUCCAUUCAUUUUCUCUUUCUUUUGAAACUUUAGGAUAACAAUGUCCCCAGACCAAAGGAAGCCUGUUAGUUCAUUUCACGUCUAAAUCUCCUCCCUUCAAACAUUGUCACCGUAUUCAUCGCUCUGGUUGCAUUCUGCAUAUAAGAAAUAUUAAGCCCAUGGUUAAGAAAAGCCUUGAAGUUUAUUUAAGAUAUACCUUGGUUAAGACAGCUGUUGCUCCUGACUUAGCUUCCUGCCAUGAAAUCUGUCUAUGAAAUGUGCACUCUGGAAAAUACUGCUCAUAUCAAUAUUUUGCUUUUCAUGACAAACAUUUGUUCUUACUGCUGUCGCUCUGCAGGAUCUAUUUGUGAUUUGUGUCGGUCUGAACAGGCUGACCUUGAAGGUAAGCAGACAGACACCGUGCCCCUCCGCCCCCCGCCCCUCCCGACCGGCGUGGUCCGUGGACGCACCGCGCUGUGGAGUACGAGUUCCUGUUCCAGUUUGUUUCUAGAUAUGACCGCUCUUGCUUCUCCGGAACUGUAAGAUAAUCCCCUCCCUCCAAGGCAGAAGUUGUUUUCAUUCUGUUUUCUUUGAAAUAAAAUUGUAGCAGUAA
This is a messenger RNA of Oryctolagus cuniculus (rabbit), 23284 nucleotides long. NCBI's taxonomy places the organism in Eukaryota, Metazoa, Chordata, Mammalia, Lagomorpha, Leporidae. The record is from RefSeq and is a predicted model, not a curated record.